Fusarium verticillioides 7600 is the source of this 975-nucleotide messenger RNA. RefSeq lists its product as hypothetical. The transcript has a single exon. Bases 1 to 249 code for a protein of 82 amino acids. Lineage: Eukaryota; Fungi; Ascomycota; Sordariomycetes; Hypocreales; Nectriaceae. The record is from RefSeq and is a predicted model, not a curated record.
AUGGGAUUGGGCACUGGGAGAUCCCAAAAUCGCAAAAUACUACCAGUCUUCCUCAGACACCAAGUCGAGCAUACCCAUAGUUCUCUCAUUCUGGCUGACGGCUGCGGCUCUGCUGGGUCUGCUACCUUGUUGGCUUUUACUUGCUUGAAUAAACAUACCCAUCUCUUCGAUCAAGUUGCCGGAAAGAGUGACAGGUGCAGCAACGUUGCCUCAGCGGACCGCCCUCAAACUGACGGCCGAUAUCUUUGAGUGUGCACAAUCUUGCAAAGAAGGCAGCUCGUAAAAGAAGAUGUAACCCAAACUAGCUUUCUGUCCGGCCGCAAACGCCCAGUGUCCGUCCGCCAUAUCUCGGUGCGGGAGGCCGGAGGGGUGGGGACUGGGGUCAGCCCCUUACCUCCGACGCCGAGACGGAGCGGUCUCUCUUCGGCAUGGCAGUGUCCGUAAAGGGCCGGAGGCGAGUAGUCACACGCAACUGACAACUUCUUGUCCGGGCAUCUGGAAACGUUCCAUCAAACCCGUGCGUUGUAAUGAUUUGCCGAAGUAUGACGAGGUCGUUACACGAACUGGUCGCACAAAAGCCCUAGCACAAUCUGAAGAGCAUGGCAUGCUCUGCCACCCCGAUCAUUGAGUGACAUGAAUACGCAUGGUCGAAUAGCUCGUCAACUGAUGCUUGUGAGUUUUGAAACAAAGCGAGACAGGGCAAAAGAGUUCAACCAGUCUCUAAGCGAACAGCCAGCGGACCAAUGAGUGAGGCGAAAGCCUGAAUCAACAAUGAUACUAUCCUGUAUGCUCGGACAGCUCGCAAAGCACCUCAAAAGCUCCGGGUACGUUCCCCGAUGGGACCGUGUCGGCCGGGCGGGCGGGAUGUCGGAUCCGUUGACCAUGGGGGGUGUGUCAUGCCUCGUGAUAGUUGUUAAGGUUGUCGGCAUGACUCAAGAUAGUUCCGUAGAAACGAGCAAUGAUUGAAUACCAAAG